AUGCGGCUACCGGAUCGUCAGUACUGUUUGCAAACUUAACAACAAAUCAACAAAGAUUUGAGAAAUUAGUUUUUCAUAAUGAAACUCACUCUAGUGCUUUUGUUUGUUGGCCUGAUUUGUGCUGUGUACGCUCAGGAUGCCACCAAGGACGCCAAGGAUGCAGCUGAUAAGGCAAAGACUGAAGCACCCGAUGCGUCCAAGCUAGGAAAGGAUGCCACCACAACGCCGGAUCCCAAGGACGCUUCCAAAAAGCUAGAUGACGCAUCCGGCAAAGCAAAAGAUGUCGCCGCCAAGGCCAAGGACGAUCUCGCUGGAGCCGGUAAGAAGCUUCAAGAUAGUUUUAAACUGUGAAAAUAGAAUGACUCUGAGUCAAUGAAGACGAAAAAGUGAGGGCAAUGAUUUUGUGACCAGCGAUAGCAAUAAAAGGCAACAAUCAGUGAAACAA
Wyeomyia smithii (pitcher-plant mosquito) is the source of this 445-nucleotide messenger RNA. RefSeq lists its product as uncharacterized. Lineage: Eukaryota; Metazoa; Arthropoda; Insecta; Diptera; Culicidae. The record is from RefSeq and is a predicted model, not a curated record. The transcript has a single exon. Bases 79 to 351 code for a protein of 90 amino acids.